Messenger RNA from Urocitellus parryii (Arctic ground squirrel), 1840 nucleotides. The record is from RefSeq and is a predicted model, not a curated record. NCBI's taxonomy places the organism in Eukaryota, Metazoa, Chordata, Mammalia, Rodentia, Sciuridae.
CGUUAGGAACGCUGAAGCUGAGUGACAAAGUCUGCCCGAGCCUUUUUUUUGCCUGCGCCGACCCGGAAACUGGGUAUCCGAAGGAACACACUGAAGGCUACGCACGUCCGGAAACCGAUACCGAGUGGUUUUCCGCAGGCCGGUGGGUGGGUAGGCGAGCAGCCCCGAGUGGGUGGAACAGCCCCUCUGGCAGGUGUGCACUAUAGCAGGGAUAGCUACUGGUUCAGUCCACUUCACCUGAAAAUGUGAAGAGAACAACUGUCUAAGACAAGAAGAGUCUAAUAGGUGGUACCCACAUCUGAGGACUAGAACCAUUUUGGGGAGCCAAAGCCAGUGACUUCUCUACUUCCCUCUCCUAGCACCYACCUCACCUGACAUUUUAAGGAAGACUUGGAAACUGGGAGCACUCCAGGCAGCUUUUCCCCAAGCCAUGAAGCUUUGGGCCCGAAUGCUAUGGGCCCUCCUCUCUGGCUCUGGGGGAAGGAGGGGAGGCAUCCUGGGCUUGGCCUUCAGCUCCUGGCAGUCCCACCCACCUCUGCCUGGGCUGUUGAGUCCCACAGGGUUGGUCAGCCACUGGACAAGGGUCUUUGAGAAGAGAGGCAUUCCAGAAGCCAGAGAAUCCAGUGAAUACAUCGUGGCCCAUGUCCUCGGAGCCAAAACAUUUCAGAACCUGAAGCCAGUACUUUGGACACAGCCCCUGACUCCCCAGCAACUGCAGUGUAUCCAGGUUCUGUGUAGCCGCCGAUUGCAGAGGGUACCUGUGCAGUACAUCCUUGGGGAGUGGGACUUUCGGGGGCUUAGUCUGAAGAUGGUGCCCCCAGUGUUCAUUCCUCGGCCAGAAACAGAGGAACUUGUUGAAUGGGUACUGGAGGAGGUGGCCCAGAGGUCCAAUGUGGUAGAAGCCCAAGGUGGUCCCCUCAUUCUGGAGGUGGGCUGUGGAUCAGGAGCCAUCUCCCUCAGCCUACUGAGCCAACUCCCUCAGAGCCAAGUCAUUGCUGUGGAUAAAGAGGAAGCUGCCAUCAAUCUGACCUAUGAGAAUGCUCAGAGGCUUCGGUUGCAGAACAGGAUUCAGAUCAUCCCCUUUGAUGUGACCUCAGUGGGGAGCUGGACACACCUUUUGCCCUGGGGCCCCAUGGACCUGAUCGUCAGCAACCCUCCCUAUGUCUUCCACCACGACAUGGAGCAGCUGGCCCCAGAGAUCCGAAGUUAUGAAGACCCAGUGGCCCUGGAUGGUGGGGAAGAAGGCAUGGACAUCAUUACCCGUAUCCUGACCCUGGCACCCCAAUUCCUGAAGGACUCUGGGUACGGAUGGGACAGAAGCAUCUUUUUGGAAGUAGAACCGAGGCACCCAGAGCUCGUCAGCAACUGGCUUCAGAGUCAUCCUGACCUGUGCCUCAAUCUUGUGGCUAUACGCAGGGACUUCUGUGAGAGGCCCCGGUUCCUGCAUGUCCAGAGGUCUGGGCCAUAGUGUGUCUAUCAUUUGGAUGCUUGGCUAGGGCCCCAGCCUGACUGAAUGCCUGGCUAACCAUUUCUUCUUGGAAUGCUGCUAAGAGGGAGAUGGAUGGUGCUUUCCAGAAACCCAGGUGCUUGUAGCAUUUCCCAUUGUUCUGUGAUUCCCCAUAUUCUACGUUUCUAGAAAACUUGGAAACAAGGAUGAGGAUGUGCUUCCUGAACAGCUAAGGGCAGGGACCUCUAAUUUGGCUCAGAAGCUGGGCAGACCCUAGUUCCGAAUCUAGCUCCAUCAAAUCAGAGUGGUCAAGGGCAGGUUGCUCUGUGUUCCUGUUAGUGGAAUUGCUGUGGAGAUAUUGGGAAGUAAAGUAUUGAGACUGACAAAUGGUGA